ACCAGCUCCUGUCUGGAAAGCCAGCACUGCCCCCUUGCAGAGGCACGGCACUAACCAGCCUACCAGAACCCUUCAAGGUGCUGGAUUUUCACUUGUUGGCGGUGUCCGUGUCCGUUGCAAGGGAAGCAAGGCUUGGUUCACCUGGGACAGCCUGCCUUCCCCCACUUUCCAUGGCACAAGUGUACCAAGUAGGGGAAAAGCCGAGGGGAGGUCUGCUGAGCCAAUGAUCCCUGGUCGAGGUGCAAGCACCACUUGUGUCUGGAAAACUAGGAGAGCCACACAAAAGCAUGAGAGUGCUCCUGUUGUGUGCUCACCUGUGGGGGAAGGAGAGGCCAGUGCUCAAGAAGCAGCUGUGCCAGAGGCUGUCUCCCACUGUGGCGACAGGGAGUGGAAAGUGGUAGUAUCGAGGAGGAGGCGGAAGGCUGCAGCACUGCACAAGCAAGAAUGGAGCUGUGACCUGGCUGCAGACAGGAAAGGCAAAGUUCUUGCUGUGACAGCUGCCAAGUUCUUGAAGUUCGCUUCACCUUUGAAAGCAGUUGUUAGCCAGAAACAGACAUGCAUUAACAGUAUAAAGUCUGAGUCUGCUCCUUCUGCUGUCUCUGGUAGCAAGCUUGAAGGACAAGCCAGUGCCCCUCAUGACACCAUUUGUGAUAGUUUUGGCAAGGUGCAGCAUGUGGCUAGCAGGCAGAAUAAAGACUGCUUGGUAGUUGCUAUGGCUGAGUGCAGACCUGUCAUAAAUGGUGUUCCAAAUGAGGUCAUUGUCUGCAAAUGCUGUAGGUCAGAAACAAUGCAAGAUGGAGGGCAGAUGAGCAAUCCUGGCACAGAGGCUGGUGACCUUGACAAAGCUGCGUGCAUUGCUCCCACGCGACGUAGGUGUUGUGAGGCUGCUUUGACAUCCAGCUGCAGGCCUGCCAGCUCUGAUGCCCAGGCUGUUUGUGAAGGAGCUGGUGCUAACACAACCAGAGUUCCUAACACUGUCACUUUAUUGCAUGGUGGAGGCAGCAAAGUUUAUUUAAAUGCAACAUUUGAUAAUUUUAUUUCUUUCAGGCAAAGCUUUGAUGAAUGGUGCAGGGAGGGCAAGCACAUAGUCACAAUAAGUAGGUCUCAUAGAAGUCCAUUUGCAACAGAAUCUAAAGAGUUUGAGUAUAUUAGGAUUUCAUAUAGCUGUGUUCAUGGUCGUGCUAUAAAACCAAGAGGCACAGGAAAGCGACCCAAGCAAGCAUACAAUGGUACUGGUUGUGAAAUGGCAGUUUCAGUAAGCCUGUGCAAGUCACCUACUCUUCACUACAAAAUAACCAAGCUGCAAGCUAAGCAUAAUCACGCCACGAAGUAUUAUGACUUGUAUCCUCAAAGCAGGCUUCUAAACGAUGCAGAGAAGGUAGAAUUCUUUGAUUUUGCCAAAUGUAAUAUUGGCCCAAAGUAUUUUAAAAGUUUGGUCAAACAGAAAACGGGCAAGAAAUUAACUACAAAAGAUGUUAACAAUUACAAGCAAAGGUUUUCUAUUCCUAUUCGCAACGAGCAGGCUCACGGAGAAAUGGUUUUGGAAAAAAUAGACACCUUGUUAGCAAAUAAUCCAAACUGGGUCAUUCACUAUGAAAAGAAUCAAAGUAAUAACCUGCAAUUUGUGUUACUUCAGACAACGCACAUGCGUGAGAUUUUGGAAAAGUACCCAGAGAUUUUAUUUAUUGAUGGAACAUAUAAAGUAAACAUUGAAGGCUAUAUCUUGUACUCUAUAUUGGUUGAAGAUGGUGGAGGUCGUGGGAGACCUGUGUGUUAUGCCUUUUUGCAGAAUGAAACGACUGAAAUUGUGCAGGCUAUGUUUGCCAAGUUUGCAGAGUUUAACCCGUUCAUUGUAUCUGCUUGCAGAGUAGUCAUGAUAGAUAAAGACAUGAACGAGCUACGCAUUUUGACCAAGAUUCUUCCUAAUUCUGAAAUUUUGUUGUGUACAUGGCAUGUGCUGCAAUGCUUUCAGCAAAAAGUCAAUGAGAAAGCUAGACUGCAGCGUGAUCAGUUACUCCCUCUGUUAAAAAAAAUUGUUUAUUCCUUCACUGUGCAGGACUACUUAGACAGGCUUGCUGAGCUCGAAGCUAUGGCGUCUAAAGAUUUUAUUUCUUAUUACAUGCAGAACUGGCACUCCUGUAAAGAAAUGUGGGUACAUGCAUAUCGGCAGAAACUUCCUACAUUUGACAGGUGGUGUAAGGAUCAUUUCCUGAGUGACAGCUGCAUGGUCUCAAGUGCCACACCAGUGGUGACAAGCAGCAUUCAGCUGCUGCCAUCUGUGAAGCUCGACACUGCUCAAGAAAAGUAUUCUUACACCUACAAGAGGCUUUGUGAAAUGUCCAAGACUGUGGCUAAUGUAUUAUCUAAUUGUGGUGAGAAGGAGCUAAUGGAAAAACUUGCAUCAUGCGAGGCAUUCUUCAGAAACUUAACCACCUUUCCUAGUAAUCAAAUUACAGUUAGCUUACAAGGUACACCAGCUCCAUUACCCCAGUUGACUGCUACAAGCAGUUGCAGGCAUUCGAAUAGUACAAAACUUAAUGUACCUUUGGUAAAAGCAAGAAGAGGACGGCCAAAGAAAGUCAAAGCUGUUAAGCGUAAGUUUUUGCCAUCGCAAAAGCAAAUGGUAAGCCUUGCAAUGGUGACAGCAGACAUGUUAAAUGUCUGCAAACGCUACUCUCUUUCAGAUGCCGAUUUAAAUGCUUUAGUACAGGGCACCUCAAUAUCAGACAGCGUGAUUAACGUAGCACAAUACUUGAUUCAUAAAAAGUUUCCUCACUGGGAUGGUUUUCAAGAUGUGCUACUUGGCCAUCGUUUACAAUUUACUAAAGUAGAAAGCCCUUUUAUUCAAAUCUUGCAUGUCCGAAAUCCCGAUCACUGGCUUACGGUAACCAAUGCUGACGCUGAUGAAAACACAGUCUUUGUAUAUGACUCAAUUGACCAAGGUACUCCUUCUGAUGCCAUCAGGCAAAUCUGUCACAUGCUAAAAUUGCAGUCACCAACGCUGACCAUUUGCACUAAAGGGGCACAAAACCAGUGCAACACGCUUGACUGUGGCUUGUUUGCAAUUGCAAAUAUGUAUUAUUUAGCAUCAGAUUGGAGACCAGAAAAUUUAAACCUUAGUCAGAGUAUGCUGCGCAGACAUUUGCUGAAAUGCAUACAAAAAGGCCACAUGGAAGAUUUUCCACUCACAAGCUCCCCCACUACUCGUGUGCGGCCAAAAGAUUGUAUUUAUGAGUUGCAUUGUGUAUGCAGGCAACCGCUGUAUGGCAGAAAAGUACUGGACAUUUCUUGUGCAUACUGUUCAAAAACCUUUCACAGGGAAUGCCUUCGCCUUUUACCAGAUAAUAUGGAUAAAAAAAUAAUUGUGUGCUCUAACUCAUGUUUGGCUAGUGCCAAGGAAAAAAUCCACACUUGUAGUACGUAGCAUUUUUCUCUUUGUACGGCUUUAGCCAAACCUGACUAUAACAAGCCAGCAUAAAGUGAAUUAUCCUGUAUAUUGCACACACAACUUCCUGACUGAUACUCAUGCAAAACACUCACUUGUAACAGAGGCCUUUUUUUUUCGUACUUUUUUUUAAAAUACUGCCUAAAUGUUAGAAUACUCGGAAACAUACCAGCAGUGUACUUCAAGCAAGCUCCUAUCGAGUCUCUAUUUUGAGUGACUGGCAAGCUGUUUAAGGCUAAAGAUUGCUGUCUACUAUGCAUGGUUUUGUUUACAAAAAUGCAGGUAACUCUGACUUAAUUUUUCCACUGAGGACAACAAAUUCAUGUAGGACAAACACAAUACAAAAGUUUGUUUCCUUUCGUUAUAGGUGCAUUUGGAUUUGAAGAAUUACCUGAUAUAAUGAACCUAUUUUUAGUGCAUAGGCCAGUUAUUAUCGGGUUUCAGUGUAUCUACAAGCUACCAGUAAACACUGACACAAACCGGUGAUGUGAAACUUUUAUUGUUCCAGAGCCCCGUUAGCAAUAUGCUUGUAUACUUCGAUGCUGUUAAGAGGUUUAUUUGUUAAUUAUCAAUGCAUUAACUUAGAUCCAUUAGCAGCUGUGCAACUGCUUUAUGGUUACCUGCGCCAUCGGGAUUGCUUAGGCCCAACCACAAGGAACAAGUUUACAACAUAUUUUUGGCCGGCUAUUUGAUUUGACGUGGGCACAAUUCAGCAUCUAGAGCAUCAACCCCAGCAUCUCAUCAUUCUUGACGAUGGCAGCUGGCGUCAACAAUCCGUCAGGAAUGUGUUUCUUGUGGUUGAAACUUUAAUGUGGGCAGGUUCACUUUGUAUUAUUCAAUUUGAAAACCUGAUCAAUCUGCUUCUAAGUAGUAGCAAGUAUUUUGGAUAUUCAACUGUGUUACAAAAUUAGCUUGCCAUCGGUCUGGUACUGCUUUAGCAACCGAAAUCUGUACUGACAUUGCCCCAUUACCUUCCCGUUGCCGCAAGUCUCUCGGCGGAGCCUGACCGCUACAGAGCGCGUUCUCGGGUGGCGGAUAGAGAAAACUCUUGUCAUGAAGCUGCGCUAAGCAGCUUCAUGCAAGACAGGCACUUGUGCCCGUGGACCAACAGGCUAAGAAAAUCCUCAACAGCAGCACUCGGGUUGUCACAGUGACAUGUUCAUCUCGGAGUGCAAGUUGCAGAUUCUUUUUAAUCCUUUGUACUUCACCUGCGUUUUUUUCCCUCUUGUACAGGUCCACUGAUGUACCAGCUGCAUGCAUUCACACUACCAUCAAGUCAUCAGGAGCGUCUGUACCUCUAUCUAAAUAUUACACUAUUGUCUAAGGUGGAAAAUGAGACUUGUAUAUUUUGCUGUAAUGGUUCUGCCAAUAAAAGAUUGAUUAUA
Molecule: messenger RNA, 4830 nt
Organism: Dermacentor andersoni
Lineage: Eukaryota; Metazoa; Arthropoda; Arachnida; Ixodida; Ixodidae
Source: RefSeq, a predicted model, not a curated record